AUGGACCGUCCUCAAGUGUCCAUCCCUCCAGCUGCGAAUGUACUCGGGGUAGAAUAUGGCACAACUGGCGCCGAAAGAGCACAGAGGGUCUGCCAGGAUCCAUGCUCAUCCUCUGGUCGAUAUAACUUUAAUUUUGCGCUCAAAUUCCAACCCCAAGCAUUUGCCAGUCUCACCCUCAUUUCUUGGGGUCAGACACUCUACUAUCACAACAAAUGGCGAGUAUGGACAGCCACCAUUGCCACCAUUGCCCUAGCCGCCAGCUUUGGGCUUAUGGAGCUGAUUCUUAUCCUCACUCUGCGUGGCCCAUAUAGCCGAGGCGUCGAAUGGCCCAUGAUGCUCAUGGCCAUCUUAGCAACCAUCAUCCAAGUCGCCGGCCUGAUCCCCCCUUUCUUCGAACUUGCAAAGCGCAAUGGAAGAGUCAUUGGAAUUGACUUUUGGUUUCUCACCAUUGAUUACGCUGGUGCCUUCUUCUCGCUCAUGGCUCUUGUUGCACAACAAUGGUUUGAUGCCCUCGGUGGCAGUCUCUACAUUUCUUGCAUGCUACUUGAAACCGGUAUCUUUGCUUCGCAAGCCAUCUGGCUCUGGCGUGUUCGCCAUGUACGCGCCGAAGCCAAGAAGGCUGGAAAAACGUAUGACGAAUACAUCGCCGAGAACCCAAGCAAGAAGCUAUUCGCGAGCGAAUCCUCCGAAACUUUUGUCGAUGUCGAGGCUGGUAUCGAGAAGCGAUCAGCGAGCACAUGCACCGAGAAGACGGUCACAAGUCAUCAUGAGCAUAUGCUAGCCACACCCAGCGACGCAACGGCAACUUCGCCGGAGACGUCGUCGGAGACACCACCGAAGUCGUCACCGGAGUCAUUACCGGAAACACUCCAACAGCCACCAGCUGCUGUCUUAAAACCCAGCGGGUCUGGUUCAUCAUAG
This is a messenger RNA of Bipolaris oryzae ATCC 44560, 921 nucleotides long. RefSeq lists its product as uncharacterized. The record is from RefSeq and is a predicted model, not a curated record. NCBI's taxonomy places the organism in Eukaryota, Fungi, Ascomycota, Dothideomycetes, Pleosporales, Pleosporaceae. The transcript is spliced from 9 exons. Bases 1 to 921 code for a protein of 306 amino acids.